This is a messenger RNA of Elephantulus edwardii (Cape elephant shrew), 3222 nucleotides long. It is a transcript of the gene MICAL1, whose product is annotated as microtubule associated monooxygenase, calponin and LIM domain containing 1. The transcript is spliced from 24 exons. The coding region runs from base 1 to 3222 and encodes 1073 amino acids. The record is from RefSeq and is a predicted model, not a curated record. Gene Ontology annotation, molecular function: FAD binding; protein binding. Lineage: Eukaryota; Metazoa; Chordata; Mammalia; Macroscelidea; Macroscelididae.
AUGGAGGAACCAUCCUCCACCAACCCUGCACAUGCCCACUUCGAGAGCUUCCUACAGGCCCAGCUGUGUCGGGAUGUGCUGAGCAGCUUCCAGGGGCUAUGUGAGACCCUGGGGCUGGAGGCUGGUGGGGGGCUGCCCCAGUACCACAAGAUCAAGGCUCAGCUCAACUACUGGAGUGCCAAGAGCUUGUGGGCCAAGCUGGACAAGCGAGCAGGCCUGCCUGUGUACCAGCAGGGCCGGGCUUGUGCCAGUACCAAGUGCUUGGUGGUGGGCGCUGGACCUUGUGGGCUGCGGGCUGCGGUGGAGCUGGCGCUGCUGGGGGCCCGUGUGGUGCUGGUGGAAAAGCGCACUAAGUUCUCUCGCCACAACGUGCUCCAUCUCUGGCCUUUCACCAUCCAUGACCUGCGAGCACUCGGGGCCAAAAAGUUCUAUGGCCGCUUCUGCACAGGCACCCUGGACCACAUCAGCAUCCGGCAGCUUCAGCUGCUUCUGCUGAAGGUGGCGUUACUACUAGGGGUGGAAAUUCACUGGGGUGUCACUUUCACUGGCCUCCAGUCCCCUCCCCACAAGGGGAUUGGUUGGCGUGCCCAGCUCCAGCCUAGUCCGCCAGCCCAGCUGGCCAACUAUGAAUUUGAUGUCCUUAUCUCCGCUGCUGGAGGUAAAUUCAUCCCUGAAGGCUUCACCGUUCGGGAAAUGCGAGGUAAACUGGCCAUUGGCAUCACAGCCAACUUUGUGAAUGGGCGCACCGUGGAGGAGACACAGGUGCCCGAGAUCAGUGGUGUGGCCAGGAUCUACAACCAGAGCUUCUUCCAGCUACUGCUCAAAGCCACAGGUAUUGAUCUGGAGAACAUUGUAUAUUACAAGGAUGACACCCACUACUUUGUGAUGACAGCCAAGAAGCAAUGCCUGCUGCGGCUAGGGGUGCUACGCCAGGACUAUUCGGAAACCGACCAGCUACUAAGCAGUACCAAUGUGGUGCCUGAAGCUUUGCAGCGCUUUGCCCGGGCAGCUGCUGACUUCUCCACCCAAGGCAAGCUUGGAAAGCUGGAGUUCGCCCUGGAUGCCCGCGGGCGGCCUGAUGUCUCUGCCUUUGACUUCACAAGCAUGCUGCGGGCAGACAGCUCUGCUCGUGUGCAGGAGAAGCAUGGUGCCCGCCUUCUGCUGGGGCUGGUGGGGGAUUGCCUGGUGGAGCCCUUCUGGCCUUUGGGCACUGGAGUGGCCCGGGGCUUCCUGGCCGCCUUUGAUGCAGCCUGGAUAGUGAAGCGGUGGGCAGAAGGCGCUGAGCCUCUAGACGUGCUGGCUGAGCGUGAGAGCCUGUACCAGCUCCUGUCACAGACAUCCCCGGAAAACAUGCACCGCAAUGUGUCCCAGUAUGGGCUGGACCCAGCCACCCGCUACCCCAACCUGAAUCUCCGGGCGGUGACACGCAACCAGGUACGAGACCUGUAUGAUGUUGUGGCCAAGGAGCCUGUGUCGAAGAAGAAUGACAAGACAGAUGCAGGGAAGCUGGCCACUGGCACCCAGGAGGCACUGCUGCGAUGGUGCCAGGAGCAGACCGCUGGGUACCCAGGUGUCCACGUCACUGACCUAUCCUCCUCCUGGGCUGACGGGCUGGCUCUGUGUGCCCUGGUGCACCGGCUGCAGCCUAGCCUGCUAGAACCCUCGGAUCUGCAUGGGAUGGGGGCUCUGGAAGCAACGUCAUGGGCACUGAAGAUGGCAGAGCAGGAGCUGGGCAUUGCACCAGUGUUGUCUGCACAGGCAGUAGUGACGGGGAGUGACCCACUGGGCCUCAUUGCCUACCUCAGCCACUUCCAUACUGCCUUCAGGAACAAGCCCCAAAGCCCAGACCCUGUCAGCUGUGGCUCUCCAGGGACGUCCAGUGCUGUGCUGUUCCUGGGCAAACUGCAGAGGACCCUGCAGCGGACCCGGGCCAAGGAAAAUGGGGAGGAUGCUGGUGGCAAGAAACCGCGUUUGGAGGUAGAGAUAGAGACCCCAGGGACUGAGGAGCUACCUGUCCCAGAGCCCAGGGGACCCCUGACACCCCCAUCCCAACAGCAGGAGACUGAUGCUGGGGAGCUCUGUGCACUCUGUGGAGAACACCUCUAUCUCCUGGAACGCCUCUGUGCCAAUGGCUCUUUCUUCCACCGGAGCUGCUUCCGCUGCCAUAUCUGUGAGUCCACGUUGUGGCCAGGUAGUUACGGGCAGCACCCAGGAGAUGGAUACUUCUACUGUCUCCAGCACCUGCCCCAACCAGGCCACAAAGAGACUAGCAGGGAUGGAGGCCCCGAGAGUCUGGAACCACCCCUACCAGACAAUGAGAGCCUGUCACCAGCCCCCAUACCACCCACAGUCCCCCAAGAGGAGGCCAAACCUGCUCCAAGUCCUAGUCAGCCUACUCGUCGGCUGAUCCGCCUCUCCAGCCCAGAACGCCAGCGGCUGUCCUCCCUAAACUUAACUCCUGACUCAGAAACAGAGACCCCUCCCAAGCCCCCUCGCAGCUUCCCUGCCUUGGCCCGCCAGGCCCUGGAGGAUAGCUUUGUGGGCUGGGGAGUACCAGCCCAGAGACCUCAAGGGCUCUCUGGCUCAUUUCUUGUGACCUUGGAGAAUGAGGAAGAAGAGAGUUUCCCUUCCAGUGAAGAGGAGGAGGAGGAAGAGGAGGAAGCUAUUGCUUUGGAUGAAGACAUAGAGCAGGUCCUGCUGAAGUUUGCCAAGAACUCAGGCACCAUGAACAAGUACCCAACAUGGCGUCGAACUCUGCUACGCCGUGCCAAGGAAGAGGAGAUGAAGAGGUUCUGCAAGGCCCAGGCCAUCCAGCGGCGGCAAUAUGAGAUUGAAGUUUCUCUGAGGGAGCUGGAGGCUGAGGGCAUGAAGCUGGAGCUGGCUUUGAGGAACAAGAGCAGUGCCCCUGAACAACAGAAGCAGCUGUUGUUAGAACAGCUACUACAGCUUGUUCAGAAGAAAAACAGUCUGGUGGAUGAGGAGGCUGAGCUCAUGAUCAUAGCGCAAGAACUUUACUUGGAGGAGCAACAGUGGCAGCUGGACCAAGAACUACGAGGCUACCUAAACCGGGAAGAAACCCUGAAGACAGCUUCCGAUCGGCAGGCUGAGGACCGGAUUCUGAAGAAGAAGGUGGACGUGGUGAACCAGAGAGAUGCUCUCAUCCGUUUCCAGGAGGAACGCAGGCUCAGUGAGUUGGCCUCAGGGACAGCGGCCCAGAGCUAG